Paramecium sonneborni is the source of this 7014-nucleotide messenger RNA. The record is from the annotation of a GenBank genome assembly. Lineage: Eukaryota; Ciliophora; Oligohymenophorea; Peniculida; Parameciidae.
AUGAUAAUUAUUUUGCUACUUUUUUAUGUCUAAGCCGGACACAUUUACUCUGGUGGUCUUACCAUUACAAAUCCUAUUGCAACUAAAGCUACAUAGUUUCGUCUAUAAUUUGCACUUGAAAGUGGGAUACAUCCUGAUGAAUAUCUCAAAAUUCAAUUUCCCUUCCCUCUACAUACAGGCUCUAUUUAAGCUAAACUGUAGACUAUCACUACUUCAUCUGAUGGAUCUUUCGGAGAUUGGGAUUUAGGUUAAUUAGGAGAAGAUAAUACUAUUAAUUUUGAAGAUCUAGCUGAAACAUCUAGUUUAGGUAAUACUGAUAAUACUUACUAUUUUACAUUUAAUCAAAUCAUCAAUCCUAAAACUUGGUAUGUCAUUAUACUCUACGCAAAUAAUCCUUCUGUUUAAACAUCAGGUUAUAAAAAUCCAGUUAAAUUCUGGAGUGUCUCAUCUUUCCAUUCUUAAUCUAUUAUUUACGAUGAAAAUCCUGCCUUUGCUCAAAUUGCACUCUAAGCAUUACCACCUUAAUCAUUAAAAUUAGAACUUACUUAUGAACCAGCUAAAAUUGGACUCUCUCAACAUGUCACUAUUUAAAUUACACCAACUGUCACCAUUGGAUAAAAGUCUUAAUUUCUAGUUGAAAUUGAUUCCAAUUAUAAAUUCUUAAUGAUUGAUGAAUUAAUUGAAUGUGAAAUUACUUCAGGUUGUUCAUGUACAAUAAUGUCAACAUACUAAUUGAAUAUUUAAUGUAGUAUUGAUUUAGCAAAGGAAGGUUCUUCUACAACAAUUACAACUAAUAUAGAGAAUAGUAAAAUAUUAUUAAGUGCCACAUAAUCUACAGCCAUAACAGUUUAUUCAGUUGUUGGAAAUGCUUAUCUUGAAUAUGGUUUAAAGAAAGAUUAAAUAAAAUUGACAAAAUUAUCUUUGACAGUAGAUAUUUUUUUACUUUGGGGUGUACCAAUGGAUGAUUAAUUAAUAACUCUAUAUAAACCAGUCGCUGGAUCUGUAGGUUAUCCAUUUAAUAGCGUUAAAAUUUAAUUUUCAUUAAAUUCUCCUUCUCCACCUUCAGAACAAUUAGUCACUAUCACUACUGGAGAUGCAGAUGCAGUUUUAUAAAAUUCAAUAGCACACAAUAUGGGUUCAGAUGUUAAAUGUUAUUUUAGAAAAAGUGAAUAAUAAAUAUAUUGCAAAUAUGUAAGUUCCUUAAAGGAUAACUUCAAUUAUUUUGUUUCAUUUAAGUGUGCAUUUACUUCUACAGCAUCAUCAACAUAAACAAAUUUUGGUAGAGUAACAAUAAAAUCAGUAACAAGAUUAACUAAGCCUUAUAAAACAUAUUUUUUAGCUGGGCCAACAGGGAAAAACAUCAAAGUAUAAACAAGUUAAGAAUUUAUUGAUCCUGCAGCAUAAGGUGUAACUAAUUGGGGUAACAAUUUCGUUUCAUAUGGUGAUAAUACAACAACAUUUGGAUCAGCAUAUUCAAUAGCUAAUACAAAAACAGUAGGUUUAAAACUUGGUUCAUAAAGAAUAAUAUUUUAUGUAAAAGUGUUACCAAAUCAGAUGUGUUCAUCUUCAUAUUCUUAUUGUAGUGCUGGAUAAUAACCUGAACUAUUUAUGAAAAUUUUCUUCAACAAAGAAAACAUUAAAGUUGAUGAGAAUACAAUAACAAUAGAAUAAUCAAGUUCAUGUACAUAAUGUACCUCAGGUUUAAGGUACUAUAAUGAUAAGGAUGUAUAUAUGUUAAUGAAAUGUUCUAAAAGUUAUAAUACUUGCACAUAAUUAUUUAAUGGAGGUAAAGGAUUUGGUUUUGCAGGUGAAAUAUAAAAAUAUCCAUCUUUAUAUCCAUCAGAUAAUUUGUUAGAUUUUAUAGUAGCAUUCUAUUAGGCUCCAACAGGUUCUUCAGAAUCAAUGGCUAUAUUAGUUAGUUAAUAAUUAAUACAUGGUUAUGUGAUAGGAACAGAUGCAAGAACAUUAUCAGCUUCAUAUGUAAAUUAUAUAACAGCAGGAGCAGGAGCAGGUACAAUAACAGGAUAGAAUAAAGGUGAAAAGAUUCCAACAUUUUUAAGAUUGUUAGGAUAAGUAACAUAACCUAGUGAACAUGUAGGAAUAUUUUUAGAUGGAUCUGUAGAGACAGUUUUGAUAGAUUCAAUUCAACUUAAAGAAGAGAAUGAUGAUUUAGGUACAAGUACAACAAGCAAGAAAUUAUGUUCGAUAGAAAAUUGUAUUUGGUAUGGACAUAGAGGAUCUGGUACUACACAUACAUAUUCAGAUGUAUACAGUAAUCAAAGGAUGAUAUUAUUAAAAGAUUUUGCAGGAUCAAGUGCUUUUGAUUUAAUAAUUGGAUUACGUAAUUAUGGAAUAAAACCAGAAUCAAUAGUUGUAGGAUCCUUAUAAUUAAAUAAAGAUAAUAAUGGAUUUGAUGUAGUUUAUAUAGAAAGGAUAUUUGGAGGAGCAUGGUUUAUUAGUAAUAUGGCUAGUGGAAAUACGUAUUAUAAAAGUUUUGGACUUCAAUUUCCAUCAAGUAAUUGGGAUAACAAUAAUGAUUGGAAUUCUUUAUAAGGUGCUGGUAAUGUUGUUGCAACUUAUAAAAUUAAUGAUAUAACUAAAAUUAAACCAGGUAGUACAAUAGAAUUAACUAUAUCAACAUAACAUAAUGAUGCUAGUAAUAUAGUUAAUACCAAUAGUGCUUAAUUAUGGGGAAGUGGAUUUUUAAUGUCAAAUGCUUUACAUUUUACACCAACUACUUGGUCAGGUGGUAAAUGUAUCAAGGCUCAAGAUAUUUUAUUUUGUCCAUAUGAUUUAGCUGAUUAUAUCGAAAUAUCUGGAAUACUUACAGGAUAAUUUAUUGUACCUACUAAAUGGGGCGCAGGAACAAUCUUAUCAGAUUUUAAAUAUGCUUUUUCUAACAGUCCUGGAAAUAUGGUAGCAUUCAAAAAUGAAAUUUAAUCAACCUAAGCUGAUGCUUUUAUUUCAACCUGUACUAUUACUGAUUGGGUACCCAUCUAUCCUAAUAGUAAAGUUUAAGAAUAAAGUAUCACUUUUAAAACUACCUUAAAUUAUUAAUUUGCCUUAAAUUCAAUUUUCUUUAUUAUUUUAGAAUUAAGUGCUUUACCUAAUGGACUUAGUAUUGAUUCAUUUUGUAUUUAUUAAAACAGAAAUCUAUUUAUUUCAUGUAAUGUUAUAAGUAGUGGUAAUAUAAUUAAAUUUAAAUCUAAGAUUAUUGCCACAGAUGAUAAUAGUGAUUAUUAUCUAUUAUAAGAUUCUCUCUAAAUUGUUUUUUAUGUCACUCAUUCUGGAUUAGAUACUGAUUAACAAUCUUUUCAAGCUAAACUUACUUACAAUACUGAUACCAAUAUAAUAGAAUAAUGUUCAACUGAUGGAUAAUUAACUUUUUCAGAUUUGACUUUAUCCAAAAAUCUAAUUAUGUUAGACUUUUAAUUAGAAAAUUUAUAUUCAAAUAGUAAAUCUAUUAUGUCGAUGAAAUUUUAAAUUAAUAAUAGAGCUAAUCUGCUAUUUCAUUAAUGCAUGUAAUUGCAAUUAGGAUUUAUGACUUCAACUAAUAUGCAAUUAUUAUCAGCAUAAAAUCAUAGAUGUUUAUUAUAUAAUGAUGAUGGAUCACUCAAUCAUCAUUGGUAAUCUCUUAAAUAUGAUCCCUCUAAUAGAUAAUUAAUCUUUGAAUUAAAACCCUUAUAUUAUUCUUCAGUUUAAUUAUACCAAAUUAAAUGCACCAAUAUUAAAAAUCCAGAUGGUUCGAAUACUGAAGACUUGAUUCUUACUUGGGCAUAUUAUGAUUCUACUAUUGAUAAUAAAUAUACAGGAUUAUAAUCUGCUAAUAUUUAAUAUAGUACCAUCAAAUUAAUUUCAGAAAAAAGCUACACUACUACUCCUAAAUUAAUUAAGUUACUUAAUGCAGCAGGUAUUGGAGCUUACUAUUAAUUCUAAUUCAUACCAUCAAGAACCAAUAUGACUUAUUCUGACUAAAUCUAUGUAGAAUUAUCUACUGGAUAAAUUGUUAGACCUUAACAUCUAUAUUGUUCAAUUAAUGAUAUUAAUGUAGAUUGUUCUAUGAAUUAAAGAAGAAUCAUAUUGUUCCCUUAAUAAUCAUUCUAUACUCGUAUGAAUCCAAAUAGAUUGUAUAAUAUUAGUAUUGGACCUAUUAUCUAACCAAAAUCUUUAGAUGGCUUUGGUAAAAUUUGGAUAGGUUCCUUAUUAUCAAACAAUUAGAACACUUUUUCUGAACAUAUCUAUAUUAAUGAUCUACCUAUUUAAACAACUCUUCCUAGAUUAUUGCCAUUUGCAAGUAUUUAGUUUUCACAAUACAUAUCAAGAAUCAAUAAAGUAUAUUUAAGAGUUAAUUUCACAGCUCCAAUAAGAACUAUUAAUUUUGAUAAAUGUAUCAUUAUAUAAUUGGGAGAAGAAUUUAGAAUUCCUUUAAAAAGAGUUACUAAUCUCACUUUUGAAUGUAGAUUGUAUCGUAUGAAUGAUAAUACGAAAACGAAUUUGACAAAUUCUUGCACAUUUAUGAGAGAAUAACUAAUAAAAAUAAAUCUGAUAUAUGAUCCAGUAAAUUCAAGAUAAUAAUAAUAAUAUUAAUUGGAAAUUCGAUCUUUGAUCACUCCAGAUUUGGUCUCCUUGAAUAAUCUAUAACAAUAUUUUCCAUAUGAAGUAUAAUUCUAUAUAACAGAUUUAAAUUUGUAAUAAAUCAAUUUUAUUGCACCCCCUUGCAUUUAAUAUCUGCCAACCUAACUGAUAUUCAAAUAAUAAGAAAACUAAUAAUAAUUUUAAUGGUAUAUUUAUAAUAAAGAGGACAACUCAUAUUAAAAAUUGAUUCCUUUGAUAGGAUAAACUUAAUAUCCUACGUUUACUAUCUACAAAGGAAUAAUGGAAUAGAAUAUUUUUUUAUUUUUGGGUUUAAGUACUGCAUAAACUUAAUUUGAUAGAUAAGUCAAUAUAAGUAUUAGUUAGAAUGUCAUAAACAUUUUCGGUACAAAUGAGAUAAUUUCUAAUACUUAUAAGUACAAUAACUUGGGAAUAGAAUAUGUCUAAUUAGUAGAUCCAAAUUUAGAGGAAGAUGCAGCUAAAGAGACUUAUUAGAUCAGAUAGCUUUUAACAAAUACAAUGACAAUUGAGAUAGGUGAUUUUGGAUAUUAUUUUCACAUUUCAUCAAAGGCAGAUAUUGGAAGUGGAAUAUAUUAUCUAAAUUUUGAUAGAGAGAUUACAAAUAAGAGAAUGACAAAAAAGGAAUCAAUAAGUGUUGACACUUACACAACUAUAGAUUAUUUUUCUAUAAUUCCUACAAUAGCAUUAUAAAUUGACACAUAAAAAAAAUGCCAUAUAACUGUCAGUAUAUCAAGUGAUAAAAUACCAUUAGAAGGGAAAUCAUAACCGAUUCAUUUAUCAACAACGUGUAUUCCAACUUCAGAGUUGUAUAUUCAACCUUAAGUAAAGGAUCCCAUCAUUACUCCUGCUCCUAUUGUAAUGAGUAUUAAAUAAAGAUAAUAAUUUAUUUCUGGCAAUCCAAGAGAAAUGUUAAAUUAUUAUUUUUAAUUAGAUGCAUCAAGCUCAGGGUCAGCUGGUGAUGAAAUCAAUGUUACAUUUAUAUUAACAGGAUAAGAAGCUAAUAUUUUUACAAUUGAUUCCUUUUCUUUGUAAGUUGUCAAAAAUAUUAAUCCUGAAGAAUUAGUUAUUAAUUCUACUAUUGAUGCUAAUGCAACUUAAGUUACUGUUAAUUGUUCAAUGGAUGGAUAAUUAUUAUGGACUAUAUGUCCUAAAAGUACUCUUACUAAUACAUUCAAUAUUUAUAAUAAUAGAUAAUUUGUUAUUUCAGAACUUUCAAUUGAAGUUAACCUUUAUAAAUAUAGGUUAUUUCAAUAUUUGAAUCCUCUAAAUUAAUAUCUUUAGUUUUAUCAACAAAAUGAAAAUAGCGUUGAACCAAUUUAAUAAUCUUCUUUAUAUUCCAGAUAAAUCUUAUAUGGAAUUAUAGGUGAGGAUAAAUUAAAUUAUAUGACGAGUAUUUUAAAAAACUCAAAUAAAGUUUUAAAAUUAAGUAAAGUUGAAUAAGAUAUGCAAAUAUAAAUUGCCUGUAGAAAUUAAUAUGGCAAAGUUUCAAAUGUUAUAACUCAUGAUUUAUCUAAAUCCAAUAAUCUUAUCACUAAAAACCAUUCUUUAAUUAUUUUACAAUUCUAAAGAUAAAUCUCUAACAAUUAAGUCAAUAAUCUUAUUUGUAGUAUUAAAGAACUUCUAUUUCUUAAUGCUCAUCAUGUUACAGAUAUACAAUGCCAAAUAUGUAAUCUUAAUUUACUUUAUUACAAUAAGAAAUCAUGGUCUGAUGUUCUUAGUUUAAAUGAAUCAUAUGAAGGUAUCUUGAAUACAACCUUAGUUGAAUCAGAUACAAAUAUCAAAUAUUAUUUCUAUCUAAACAACUAUUUAACAUCAUAAAAUUUUGAUGUAAUAACAAAAACUUAUUAAAUCAUUAAUAAAUUAGGAAAUGACACUUCAACUACUUAAUAACUUGCAAAGAAAAUUACUAAUACUACUUCAGAUCCAGAAAUAUCUUAUCUACUACGUUCAAUAUCUAUUGUUAAUUAUACUGAAAGUAGUUAUUCUGUAGCCUAAAAUUAAAUAAGUAUUGAAGCAAACAUGACUCAAAAUUAAAUCAACAUCAAUAUUACAAACAAUAACAAAAAUACUGUUGUAUUUAUUGGAAUAUAAAAAUUCAUAUCUCAACUAGAUUUUUCGUCUCCUAUUAAUUUACGACGUGGUCUUACAGGAAAUGGCAUUAAAUUAGAAUAAUUUGUGUUACUUCAAAAUGGAGAAUCAAAUUAUCAAUUUAACAUAAAACCUUACAAUACAACUUCAUUUAAAUACUUCUUCCAAUGGUCAAGUGCACCUAUAAAUGCUAACUGUCUUUCAUAGUAAUACCAAGACACUCAACUAAUAAUUUUAGAAUAUAAUAAACCAGAAGAGUCUAAUUCUUAUUUCAUAAGAGUUAUAAUAUUCAUUACAUUAAUUUUAUAAUGA